Messenger RNA from Phymastichus coffea, 2590 nucleotides. RefSeq lists its product as uncharacterized. The record is from RefSeq and is a predicted model, not a curated record. NCBI's taxonomy places the organism in Eukaryota, Metazoa, Arthropoda, Insecta, Hymenoptera, Eulophidae. The coding region runs from base 1 to 2385 and encodes 794 amino acids. The transcript has 12 exons.
AUGCCCAGGUCGCCAUCGUCGCGCGACGAGCAGGAGUCAGUGAGGUCGGCACAAGCGAACGUCGGCCUCGCCGCCGACGACAUCUGGUGCCCCGGCAGCUGCAACCGCUCAUCCUAUCGGAGACUCAAUCGACGACUUUGGAUCAGGUGCUGCAAGAUAGCCGAGAAGUACGCUAAGCUGGGCUCGGCGACGCGCUCGCAGCGGCGUGUUCGCGACGUGAUCCCGGAGUCGCGGCUCGCCACGUACGGCGACUUCGAGUACGAGGACGAGACCGGGCUUCACCCGAGCAACGGAUCGCGAAACAACGACGACAAGCAGCUGCCCUGGAUGCUGGACGAGGUCGAGGAGUAUCUCGCCAGGAUAGCCGACGCUGGCAAACGAAGCCGCUCCAUCAGGCAACAAGUAACGAAACGUGACGAAACGUCGUCAGAUUCGCAUAAAUCGAGUAAUCAAACGGCGUCGGUCCGAGAAGACAGAGAUAAAACGCCGGCCCUGAGCAUGCGAGAAAUCAACGAGAUAACGUCGACGACAGCGACGCCGCCGCGCUUCAGCGUGACGAACGUGUCGGAGGCGCAGCUCGAGGGUCGCAUCUUCAGCGAGGCGGUUCGCAACCUGUGGCGCUCGCCCAGUCCGCCGAGGCGGUCGACGACGACGACGCUCGCGGCCCAGCAACGGCAGCAGCACCAGCAGCGGCAGCAACAGCUGCUUCACCACGGACUUCGCGACGAAUUGCAGCGAGAACUCGGAUUGUUGAGGACGCGCUCCAGGGCCAGCAGCGACGUACAGCAAACUCACAGCAAUUUCCAGGCGGAGAGACUUCGAAUGCCGAGUCGUCUCCACUAUCCGUACGUGCAGACGCUGAGUGCGAUGCAGCAGCAACGUGCGGCGCCGCUGUGCGUGGAGGUACCGGAGUUCUUGCUGAGCAGCAACAGCAAAAGUGGUGUGGCGUGGCCGCUGCCGGCAACGACGACCGAUGAUCACGCCAAAUACGCGGAGAGUCCCUACCAGGACGAUGCGUACUCGUACAAGGCUCACGUACAGACCGCCAGCAGGAAAGCCGUCGCUUUGUACCAAAACACUCUGAUGCCAAUGGUUCCAACGCCUAUAGUGAGCACACUGCUCUGGCCGUCCCAGACGUGGGCUCAAAGAAUAUUGCCGUCGCCGGUCCCGAUUCACCAGAUACCGACGCCCCCGCCAGCGAUACCCAUACCAGCACCGGCACCGGCGCCGAUGUGUCCGAUCGUCGUUCACCGACCACCCGUCAGGCUUACCGAGGCUACCGCCAACAAACACCCGACGACGGCCCAUAAGCACAUCCCAGUUUAUCAGCGAACUGCCAAAAUCAACCAGGAAUACCCGCAGCGGAGAAAAAGCCAGGGUGUGGACUUCAACAAUCUGAUAUUGCUGACGAAGAGCGCGAUGAAGGUGAGGAAGACUCAAGUGAAGCCGGCGAGGAAGUCGUUCGCCGAGUCCGCGAGGACGAGCCACGUCAAGCCCGACGCCGCGACCACGAGGUGGCUCGACAAAGGAUACCAGAAACGAGAGCGGGAAUUCGUGUCGGUGAGCACGUCGCAGCCGAGCGGCGUGGGCCGCGCGACGACGUCGUCCGACGACGAGGACGAGGAAGCGGCCACGGCCAGCCCGCCGGCGCGCGACGCCGAGGCGCCGAGCUUGGAGGGGAGCUACGACGAGCUGGAGCGCCAGGCGAUGGAGCAGUAUCGGUCCUCGGAGGAGUGCCUCGCUCUCCGAUACCAAGAGUUAGAGCAGCAGGCUUUGGAACAGUAUAGAGCGGCUGAGAGCACGGAGAGUAUACACGAGAGUGCUCGUACGAAUCGACGGAACGACAAGCAGGAGAAGAUCGAUAAUGUCAACGAUGUCGACGACAACGACGAUGACGACGCCGACGGACAGACGCGGGAUUGCUGCUCGUCGGGGUUUGGAAAGUGCAAAAGUCCCGAUCUCGCCGACGAAGAAAAAGAGGAAAGGGCUGAGCAGCGGCCCGCGCGGACAAGGAUCCAUCGCGCGGAGGUGCAGCGCGUCGCGAGCGAGGGGAGCUUGCGCCGUCCGAUCGCCGUUGCCAGGAGACUGCCGCAGAGCAGGAGCCAGAAAAUCACCGACAGGGGUACACUGGACGACAGCGCUGUGAAAGCGUCAUCGUCGCUAUCGUCGCUGAAACGCCGCCUGGCGCCAAUGUUACCCGCAGAACGCACCAAUUCUGACGGAUGUCCGGCGACGACGAAAAAUCUAGACCCCGUGAAGGUUGCAGUGCAAACUCUUGACAAACAUGUUGCUACGUAUUAUCGCAGCAACAACAUCAGUCAGACUGGUAGCGGUGAUGCCAAAGUCAACAGUACUGCAGUGUGGAUGUCGGACUUUUGGAGCUAGUCCAAGGCAACUGAAUGCCAGAGGCAGAGUGGCAGAUUUUAAAGAGCGUACACGGAAGCAAAGCACUUUGCCGUGGUUAAUUUUGUACCAAAGCUAUUUUCUGUUCUACGUUGUAAAAUGUACGUAGUAAUUGUUAGUCUUAUUAUCUUUUCUUAGAAUAACGACUUGAAAGAUUCUAUUUUUUUUACAUUUAACGAGUAUUUGC